Molecule: messenger RNA, 987 nt
Organism: Momordica charantia (bitter melon)
Lineage: Eukaryota; Viridiplantae; Streptophyta; Magnoliopsida; Cucurbitales; Cucurbitaceae
Product: mitochondrial import inner membrane translocase subunit TIM17-2
Biological process (GO): protein import into mitochondrial matrix
Cellular component (GO): TIM23 mitochondrial import inner membrane translocase complex
Molecular function (GO): transmembrane protein transporter activity
Source: RefSeq, a predicted model, not a curated record
CAAAGCGAAAGCCUAUUGCCGUUUUCAGCCGACUUUUUCUCUGCAAACCUAAACCCACAGAAACAGAGGGGCUUGAUCCAUCAGUAAAACUCUCCGAUCAGCCUUCAUGGGAACGCCGGAGACUUCUCGGGAGCCUUGUCCAGAUCGGAUCCUCGACGACAUCGGCGGCGCCUUCGGCAUGGGCGCCGUCGGUGGCUCCGCUUUCCACUUUCUCAAAGGCGUCUACAGUUCCCCUAAAGGCGCUCGCCUCCUCGGCGGUUCUCAAGCCAUCCGUAUGAACGCGCCCCGUAUCGGCGGUAGCUUUGCGGUCUGGGGCGGAUUGUUCUCCACUUUCGAUUGCUCAAUGGUCUACGUCCGCCAGAAGGAAGAUCCAUGGAACUCGAUCAUAGCUGGUGCCGCUACCGGUGGAUUCCUCCAGAUGCGCCAGGGUUUUCGCGCCUCCGCACGCUCGGCCGUGUUCGGCGGUGUUCUGUUGGCUCUGAUCGAGGGAGCCGGGAUCAUGCUGAAUAAGCUGCUUAGUCAGCCGCAGAACGCCCCUAUUAUGAUCGACGACGCCGGUGCCAUGGGCGGCGUCCCUGGUUACCCCAUGGACCAGAUACCGGGUCUAACGCCGCCGCAGACUCUUCCUCAUGCGGCUUCGAGUCCGGGGUCUUCAGGAUCGGGAUCAUGGUUCGGAGGAUGGUUCGGUGGCGGGCAGAAAAAGGAUUCGGAGGCAGCUCGUGGGGACGGCGAAACGAAGAUUUUGGAGAGCUUUGAUUCGCCGCCGGUGCCGAAUUUCGAGUACAAGUAAAUAUAUAUUAUUCUUUCCUGAAUUUUUGUCUUAGGGGAAUUCGUAUUGGAAUUGGAAUUCUAUAUUCACGUGAUUAGAAAUUGCAAUGGCAAGUCUUCUUUCAUUAUUUGCUAAUUUGAAACAGUGAUGUGUAGCAAUAACAUUGUACAACUAUAUUCUAUCAAUUUGAAGAUCAUCUACCAAGUUAAUUGGGAAUA